AUGAGACUAUUCAUACGUAAAGAGCCUAGAUGUUUAGCCCUCUUGUCCAAUGGCUAUCUGCUAGUUUUUGAGAAGUCCACGAUCGUAUAUUCCGAACAAGACGAGAGAAAUGCCCAGCCUAGAGCGGUAGUCGUUUCCAUGCCCUUAAAUGCUCUUGAAGAGCACAACUUUAUAGAGAUAACAGGCCGCAUUUUUAAUGGAUUACUGGGGCUCAUAUGCGUCAACAACUAUCUUUUUGUGGGCGUCGUUACAAACAACCAAAAGGUGGCAUACCCUAGGUGGAAGCUUGCUAGCACAGGUGAUCGGGAAGAUAUAGAAUCCAUAUACCAAAUUUUGAACGUGGAGUUCUUCUGUCUGAACAGUGAUGCUUUUGACCAUAUGCUCAAUGAUCUCUCUGAACAGAGCUCCGAAAAGUCCGCAAGUGAGCACCCCUGUUCUGAUCUCAAAAAGCUGUUCAGUGAUGGAUCCUUCUAUUAUUCUCGCGACUUCGAUCUAUCAAACAUUUUGCAAGAGCGGGGAUUGGCAAAUGGACUCGAUUAUGCUAUUUAUAAUCAGGAUCAACGGUUCAUAUGGAAUAGUAAUAUGAUGAACGAGGUUGUCCAAUUAAGGAACCGUAUGACGACCAUAGAGAGACCUCUUUUCGAUGGUGCUCUUUUUCUGACAUUUGUUGUGAGAGGAUUCUGCAAAACAAUUCUCACAUCAGAGGCCAACUCUGCACCAUUGACACUCACCAUAAUUUCAAGAAUUUCAACGGAAAACAGGGACAAUAUCUUCGACCUACAAGGGAUCGAUAAGCAAGGACAUGUCUCCAGCUUUAUUGAAACUGAAAUUGUUUUUUCCUCACCCCAGUAUGUUUUUGCAUAUGUUCAAACGAGAGGUAAUGUCCCGCUCAGCUGGGAAGUUACUGAAGGCCAAAUUUUACACGGGAGAAAGAUAAAGCUUCUUGAAGAUCCAGCAUACUUCCAAGGGCCUUUCGACAAACACUUCGACACGUUGGCUUCUAAAUAUGGGGUGAUCAGUGUCUUGAAUUUGGUGAAGCCGAAGAGUGAAUCUCAAGAAAUUUUAAGCGCAGCCUACAAAACCUGCGCUGACAAGAAAAAUGUAAGAAUAAUCAACGUCCAGUACAACUCCGAAAUUUUGACAAAACAGACACACAAGCUCAUAUAUUUGCUGAAGCAAGAUAUCUUUGAGUUUGGUGCUUUUGUAUAUGACAAUCAAAGGGGGAUUUAUGCGGGGAAGCAGACGGGGUGUUUACGCAUAAGUGCAUUUGAUUCCAUUGAACGUCCAAACGUGGUAGAAAAGUGUGUUAGCAAAGAAGUAUUGGAAUUGACCAUUUCAGAACUGGAUGGAAUCCAAUUAUCUGGUGCAUUCCUGGGUGCUCACGACAAACUUUGGGCAGACAAUAAUUUCUGGCUUAAUAGGCUAUUCAACGAAAACUUCAAAACUCUACACAAAUAUAAGAAGGUUUAUUGGAAACUAUUCAGCUCUUCUUCCCGUGUACACCUCUAUGACCCUCUCCAUGCCCAUAUUUCGAAAUUCAUGCGUAAAAUGAAGAGGGAGUUCACAUACCAGAAAAACAUCAACAUCUUCGCAGGAACCUUCAACGUUAAUGGCAAGACACAAGCAGAUGACAUUAGAGAAUGGUUGUUUCCAAGCGGAUCACCAAUUGAUCAGCGGGCAGAUGUGUAUGUGUUGGGCUUCGAAGAAGUUGUUGAGUUGAGUCCAGGGCAAAUGCUAGCAACCGAUCCAUACGCCAAACAGUUCUGGGAAAAAAAAGUUUUAGAGACUUUGAACAGUGAUGAAUCCAGGAGAUUCAUGCUUGCCUGGAGUGGGCAGCUGGGUGGUGUUUUACUCCUCCUUUUUAUUAGUGAAUCUGAGUACUCCAAGGUCAAACAUCUCGAGGGAGAUGUGAAAAAAACAGGUUUUGGAGGCAUGUCGUCCAAUAAAGGGGCAGUUGCAGUCAGGUUUACCUACUCAACAACUAAAUUUUGCAUGCUGGUAUCUCACCUUGCAGCCGGACUCGAGAAUGUCGAGCAGAGACAUCAUGACUACAAAACUAUCGUCAAAAACAUCAGAUUUGCAGGGGAUCUCUCCAUCAAAGAUCAUGAUGUGAUUAUAUGGAUGGGUGACUUCAACUACAGAAUAUCCCUCCCAAAUGAUGAGGUUCGCUUGGCUGUUCGCAAUGCCGAGUUUGGAAAACUCUUCGAAAAGGACCAGUUAAAUGAGCAAAUGAUAGCAGGUGAAUCUUUCCCGUACUAUAACGAGAUGGAAAUCAACUUUCCUCCAACUUAUAAGUUUGACCCCGGCACGAAAACGUACGACACUAGUGAAAAACUGAGGAUUCCUGCGUGGACGGACCGCAUACUCAGUAGAGGUGAAUCUUUAAGGCAAACCAGUUACGGGUCAGCGGACAAUAUUAUAUUCUCAGACCACAGACCCGUAUAUGCCACUUUCAGCUCGCUAGUGACAGUCGUGGAUGAGAAAUUGAGGUCAAAUUUAACGACACAGAUAUAUGAGAGAUUAACCGAGCAACUUGCUGACCUAACUGAUGAAGAGAGAUAUGCAGUGCUCAAUAACAGUGAUGUCGUCAUGGAAAAGGCUGAAAGUGAUGAUCCUAUAGGCCCAGAGAUCAGGAAAGGGCGCAAAUUACCGCCUCCAAGUUCUGCUACGAGAAAAUGGUGGGUUGGUAGUGCAAAGCAAGUCAAAGUCUCAUUGCAUAUUGAUCCGGCAAAAUACAUGAUAAAUCCCAACCGACCGGUCAAUCCAUUCGUCGAGACAGAUGACGAGCCAUUUUUUAUACGUAGAAAGGAAUCUUAA
This is a messenger RNA of Lachancea dasiensis, 2817 nucleotides long. The record is from the annotation of a GenBank genome assembly. Lineage: Eukaryota; Fungi; Ascomycota; Saccharomycetes; Saccharomycetales; Saccharomycetaceae.